This is a messenger RNA of Polistes dominula (European paper wasp), 537 nucleotides long. Its product is annotated as adipokinetic prohormone type 2. Gene Ontology annotation, molecular function: hormone activity. Lineage: Eukaryota; Metazoa; Arthropoda; Insecta; Hymenoptera; Vespidae. The record is from RefSeq and is a predicted model, not a curated record. Gene Ontology annotation, cellular component: extracellular region.
GUUGCUCUCAAACGUUGAUUUACUGAUCGAAACACCCUGUUCGCUAAAGAAAGCCAGUGUGUGUCAUUUACAGCUAUUAUCCUGAAGGAAUAUCAGCACGGAUUCAAAAAUGUAUUCCAAGAGCCGAUUAAACGUCAUUACCACGAUAUUUCUCGCAACUUUGAUUCUUUUGGCUUACCUUCAUGAAGCUGAAGGGCAAUUGAACUUUUCAACAGGUUGGGGAAAAAGAAAUCAAAAUAUACAAACUGCUAAUUCAAAUAAUCCGAGGUGUUUACCACAACAAGCAAGACCGUCAUUGGAACAAUUGCUUAAUUUGUAUAAUUUUAUUCUGAUCGAAGCACAAAAAAUCGUAGAUUGUCAAAAAUUAAACAAAUGAAAAGACGUUCAUCUGACCAACGAGACAUCAUGUACACUAGGAUCAUUCGGAUAUUAUAAUAAUUAGAGAUAUCUAAGUUAUAUAUAAAAAAAAGAAAUAAAAAUUCUCCAAUGUAAAUUGUCGAAGAAACAACUAUCGAAAGAUAUCAAAUAAAAAAAAAA